AUGCGUUCCUCUAAAGGGUUUCAUCGUGAGGAUAGCCAACAAGUUGAGAAAUUGGACGAAAAAAAAAAAUAUUCUGGAAAUCAUCAUCCUCCACUUCCUCUGCCUCCAUCGAGGACUAAACAUCUCUCGCAAUCCGAUUGGCUCCUUUUGGAAACUUUAGACACGAGAUGUAAGAGGCCCCUCCACACGGGAAGGUUUUUAACGAUGCACAAAAGACGACGGAAACGUUUGAUAACGAGGUCUUUGACACAAAAUCACGCUCUCCUGGACGACAUUCACCACGGUCAAGUUCAGCGCAUUCUAGAUCAGGUUCACGAAUGGCCGUUUAACGCGUUCAAUUUGGACAACGUUACGGGAGGUAGAUCACUGCCAGUUUUGUGUGUUCAUUUGUUUCAUUGGUACGGCCUUCUGGAACAUUUUCAAUUGGACGUCGUGAGGUGCUGGAAAUUUUUCAGUUUGAUAGAAGAAGGAUAUCAUAGCACCAACCCUUAUCAUAAUGCGAUACACGCAACGGAUGUGACUCAAGCCAUGCACUGUUUCCUACAGGAAAAAAAGAUUCGAGAACAUUUAACUCCGUUGGAAAUAAUGGCGUCGAUAAUUGCGGCUGUGACUCACGAUUUAGAUCAUCCCGGAGUGAAUCAACCUUUUCUCAUUGCGACUUCCAAUCACUUGGCUGCUCUCUAUGAGAAUUCGUCCGUGCUUGAAAAUCAUCAUUGGCGUUCGGCCAUAGGGUGUUUGUUGGAGAGUCACGUUGCCGAAGAAUUAGAAGACUGCAGACCGGAAUUACAAAGACAAAUAAGCUCUCUCAUACUUGCCACUGACAUCACGCGUCAGCAAGAGUUCCUAAAUAGUUUUAAGAGAUAUUUAGAUGAGGAUAUACUCGACAUGAGACUCGAAGAACAUCGUCAUUUCAUACUUCAGAUAGCUCUCAAGUGUGCCGACAUUUCGAAUCCGUGCAGACCGUGGGAAAUAAGUAAAAAGUGGAGUCAGAAAGUUUGCGAAGAGUUUUUCCGACAGGGAGACUACGAAAGGCAAUUGAAUUUACCCGUGACGGCUCUCUGCGAUAGACAGUCUACUUCCGUGCCAAAAAUUCAAGCAGGUUUUUUCACUUUCGUCGUGUAUCCUCUUUUCGAAGAGUGGCAUCGUUUUCUUGGACACGGUUUAUCCGAUGACAUGAUGAAAAAUCUACACGAAAACAAAUUGAAAUGGGACGCGUUGAUCAAAUUGGAAAACGAAAAAGAAAAAUCAAAAGGGAAUGGAAACGAGGAGGAAAUCGUCGGAAUCGAAACCGGAAACGAUACGUCGGUCGACACGUCGCCGAUAAUGGAAGAAUGCGGCGUCGAACCCGCGAAGAAAAAUAAUUACUUGACCGUACCCGAAUGGCACUGCAAUCAAAGAAUCGGACGGCGGCAUUCGGUACCUUUGAGCAUGCAAGCAACAGAACCGGAAAUUUGUCGAACUAUUUUACGUCGGGAAAGUUUACCCGUUUCCGAAAAGAGAUCUCUAACCGUGUACCAUUCGGGAUUGUUGGAAGAAGAAGAAGAAGAGGAAGUGGAAAGAGAAAGACAUGACGACGACGACGACGAGGAAUCGACCAACGUCGAACGUUCCAUAUCGUUCGUGUCGAGUGCAAGCGACGACAUCAGAUUUAAAAUCGAAAGCGACGAGGAUAAAGUUCUCAGUUCGGAAAAUCUUUUACCCGAGCCCAGUAUUACUAGCAUAACGACGGUCACGGAAGCGAGCCGGCUGUCAAACGUUUUAGGAAGAGGACAAAGUCCGUUACGCGGUACGGCUAAAUCACAUCUGACGCGACAGCAAACGUUUCCUCCGGUGCAACCCUACGUUCGUCAGCGGUAUUUGUCGGCCACGGUCGAAAUGUCGCGGUGCAUGAACGUCGUCGCGGGGAUCGCGAACAAAUCGAGUUCGUCGUCGAGAACGGACAUGAGCGGGAAACGGGGUUUGAGCGGGGAUAGUUCGGUCGAUUUAAACAAUGAUACUCAUUGCGGAUCCUCGAACGGUUCCAGGACUCCGCCAUUUUGUAAAACGGCCGUUUUAAGGGAAAACAACAAUCGUAGUUGUUUUUCCGUCGCGAACGUCGAUUCCGUCGACAAAACGUCGUCGCCGUCGCCGUCGUCGUCGUCGACGAAUGGAAAACGUGAAACUCCUUGUUCUAGUCACGAUCGUGUUAAAAUGGCCAAAUUGUGGGACGAAAGAUUUUCCGGUUGUCACGAAAAGGAAAAUUUGGAUCCGAGAAAAUUUAGCGGAAACGACCUUGACGUAGAUUUACUCUAUGGACAUAGAAUGAAUUCAACUCAGGGUCAACUCACAAGGCGUCGAGGUUCGGCUCCGGUUGGGUCAGAAGCGAUAAAUCCCAUGGCGCUGGCGCUCAGGGGAUGGAACGAACGUUACCCAAGACGGGGUUCAGUACCUGCGGAUGCAAUAAGAUGUCAUACAGAGGAAGGAUUCGCCCUUCGAUUGACUCAAGACUCAAGUACUAAUUUAUGUACAAGCCAACAACACUGCCCAUACAAUAGACGCGGAUCCAUUCCGACGGAAACGAGUUGGCCGGAAACGACGAUGACGACGACGGCGACGAAAACUAGGAGCAGUAAUCGUAACAAGAAAAUUCUGCGCAGGCGCAGUUCCGGUGGACCGGAAAUGUUUUGUUUCGGAAAACAAGAAACGGAUAACAUAUUACUCAAGGUUGAAAUCCUUUCGAAAAGACACGGCGGAGCAGGAGGAGGUGUAGGAGGAGGAGAAACGCAUUCGGAAACGAUAAUGUCGACGCGUAGAAGAGGUUCACUUCCGCUCGAUGUACUUCUUGCAACGCAUUCAGGUGACUUUUGUUGA
Molecule: messenger RNA, 2850 nt
Organism: Pediculus humanus corporis (human body louse)
Lineage: Eukaryota; Metazoa; Arthropoda; Insecta; Psocodea; Pediculidae
Product: cAMP-specific 3,5-cyclic phosphodiesterase, putative
Exons: 11
Coding region: 1-2850 (949 amino acids)
Molecular function (GO): 3',5'-cyclic-AMP phosphodiesterase activity
Source: RefSeq, a predicted model, not a curated record